AUGUCGAUGAAUCAUAGCGGUCAUCCACAAGAUAUCAAUCACUUUUAUAACAACGUGGAUGUUGAUGCUAACCAAGCAGGAAGGAUUGGUCCUAUGCAGCACCCAGUGGCAUAUCAACCGUCCAAUGGACCCAAGGUCAUGACAUCAGUUCAAGAAAGUCAGCGAAUGGUUGUAGAUCAACACCAGCUAUCAACGGUACCGAAAAUAAUGUUUCCAAGGCAACAGUUCCAACCUUACAUACAUCCUGGACAGAUUCAGAUGCAAGGAAGCACCCAGAUGCCUAUUCAGUAUCCAUAUUGCCCUGUUACUUACAUUCCUGCUUCACCUGGUCAAAUUUCUUGCAAUUAUUCUGCAAUAGCUAACGGUAAUCGAAUGUAUUCUCGAGGUUAUAUAGCCCAUUCAAAGUCUGGGACGAGAGUGACGACUGAAGAAAAACCGCCACCGCUAGCUUAUUCUCCAAAUCCCCAACGAACGAACCUGCCUGCGACAUUCACUCUUCCUUCCAAAGCUGUGGAUGACGUAGGGUCCGUUUACCAGUACGGGAUUGACGACUGCGAUUGGCUCUGCGUUCGGACCGUGGCUAUUUUGAUCGGCGAGUCAGGGUUUAAACCGCUCAGCGAUCUCCAAAUUUCGAAAGGUUGCGUCGUGUUCAUCGUUGUUCUGCAGGAUCGUAACAAAAACACUACACGUGCUUCUGUGUAUAUCGUAGACACCCAUAUUAAACAUGUUAUGCUUGGAAAAUGCUCAUCAAGUAUGUAUGUGCUUGCGGUUUCCUUGAAUGAACUCGGACGUGAAGCCCUGCAUCCUGGCCUGCAAUGGGUCGAGCGGAUCAAAAGUUACGACCUUGUUUUCUCCAUUAAUUUGCUCGGACAUGACGAAGUCUUCAAGUCAAAGCUGACGAAUUUCUUCGGGUCCAAGCUAAAAUACUAUGCUUUUGCAAAUUUGCGACAGAAUGGACGUCUCGUACAAAGUGCUGUUCUUGUUGCGAGGUACGCUCGAUUCCUGGAGAAGGUAGAAGGGAGGAAGAAAAAUUAUGAAAGGCUGCACGACCGUAUCGCCCCAGAAAGUGCUGGAGACAACAUUGAACAAAACGAUCUGUCGAUAGAAGCAGGAGACAACUACUUCUGUAGUAUUACUGGACGCACAGGAAGUACAGCCGAUUCUUGUUCUGAUGCGAAUGUUUUACCACAAAAUCCUUUUCCAACAGUUAUUGUCCAAGAAAACAUGAAUAUAGCGUACCCUGAUGAAGACUUGAUCUCUGUCCAAUGUGGAGAAGAAGCAGUCACUACGGUCAGUAAUCAGGAAGUAGUUGACGGAACUUCAUCUUUAGUGUGUGAGCAAGCUAAUAAGGAAGGAUGGAGUAAUUCGGCUGAAAGUUAUAACGGCGAUUGUUAUGAGGUUCACCGAGAACUUACAUCUCUCCUGUCUGAUGCCGGUGACGACCUGACGAAAGACAUUAUCGAAUCGCCCUCAAACAUUGGUCACUAUAUUUCUUCUGACUCGCGAUUGAGUGCUGCGGAGUAUCUGAGAACAUUCACUUGUUCGGAUUCACAAGUCAUUGACUUUCCGGAGGAUUUUUUGGCGCUUGAUGACUCUUCUGAAGUACAGACUGAUGGACAGAAACCGCUGCUUCCUAAAUCCUUUGAAAAUGCACAAGAAGCGUUGACAUUAGAGGAUGAUGACUUUGAAAAGGCUGAACUCUCUUCUUUGAAAUUUGAUGGAGAUAUCACUGUGGAUGUAGGGGCUGUGAGACAGUGCAUGCAAAAGGGCGCCUUUAUGACUGGAUCGCUAGCCACUUUUUACUUCCAACAUUACAUUCCUUAUGUUAUACUGAAUAAUGAAUUCAGAAAAGACAAGAUAUGCUUCCUCGAUAGCGAAAAUUAUGGAUUUAUUAGAAGGAAAUGUGAGAGCCAGUUUCAUCGUUAUUUUGAUAACGAGAUUACUCGGGAGGAGGCCAUAAAUGCAUUCGGUAGUAGAAGGAAAAAGAAGCAGCUGCAUCCUUUUGUGAUGAGCCUCAUUCAGUUUGAGCUGGUAGUGAUACCGCUGUUUUGGGACAAUCAUUGGAUGUUGGGGUUGCUCCAGAUAUUUCCUGGAGGUGGUGAGAAUUCAGUUAGUGGUCGUCUGGUGCUCGUGGACAGCAAGUUCAACGAUCCUAUUAACAAAGACGUGUUAACUAGAAUAUCGCACAAUAUUUAUCGCCAUAUCGCUACUGCUAUAAGGGCUGCAUUGGUUACCUUAGCUAAGCCUCGUCGUUUGAAGGAUUUUACUCUUAUACGCUGUGAUUCACUUCCUUGCCAAACAAACAAUUCUGAUUGCGGUUGGUUCAUGUGUCUAUUCGCAGAAUACUAUACGAAGAACAUAGGUUGGAUGGCUUUAUCAGACGAUGAAGUGCGCCAUAUGUCCUUGACAAACAAGGACAAGGAGCAGUUUCUCAAACGUCUCAGCUGUAUAAAGUUCGAAAUAGGAGCUUACAUGGAGAAAACUGCUAAGAAAUCUCUGAAUUUCGAGUACGAUAAAGUUACGAGCGCCCCUGCUCGAGAAAAUGUGAUCGAAUAUCUUCUUCCUUUUGCAUCUGUAUUGUGUUCUGUAUUGAUGGAAGGUCGCAAAUUGAUUAACUACUGGAUUAACUAUCGACCGAAACAGGAACUCGCCUAUCCGAUGGGUUUGGUUCGCAUAUGCUCUGAAGAAGGCGACGACGCCGAAACGUUAGCCAGAAUAAAGAUCACUAGCAAUCUUGGUUCUGCUCAAAAAGUAGUACACAAUCCUUUUUAUCUGUUUGUGCGGAGACCGGCAGAUCGUCUUGUCCAACGAGUUCUGAAGGGUUCGUCGGGUUCGAGCUGGAAGAAGCCACCUGGCCGAAAACGGAACUUUCUGGACUGA
Molecule: messenger RNA, 2880 nt
Organism: Necator americanus (New World hookworm)
Lineage: Eukaryota; Metazoa; Nematoda; Chromadorea; Rhabditida; Ancylostomatidae
Exons: 18
Coding region: 1-2880 (959 amino acids)
Biological process (GO): proteolysis
Molecular function (GO): cysteine-type peptidase activity
Source: RefSeq, a predicted model, not a curated record